AUGAUUCGCAUUUCGGCGCUUAAUGAGGAGGAAUCCGAUGAUAGCAAUGGGUUCGAUAGUGAGCUUAUUGUCACGAAAGAGGCGGAGGAAACGAUUGCCAUCUCGGAGUACGUGAGGGCUUUGCAGAUGAAAAAAGAAAACAGACAGCAAGAAGCGUUGGAACUGUUGCUCGAGCUUCUGGAAACGCAAGUGAUACACGAUGUCACGUCCACCCAAACGGACAGUAAGUUGUUCGCAGUUAAGUAUAACUGCUACCGAAACAUUGGUCUCAUUUACGAAGAGCAGAAGAAGGAGGCUCUUGCCAUAGAGUUCCUCAUGAAGGCUAUGGAUCUCGAUGAAACGGACGUUUAUACGAUGUCCCGGUUGGCACGGAUGGCACUGAAGAGCGGCCAUUUGCAAAUAUCCAAAUUGUACUUCGAAAAGUGCUUAAAACGAAACCCAAACCACUGGCCGAGUAUGGAUGGAUUGCUGAAAGUGUUCUGCAGUGCAUCCAACGUCGUAGAAGCUUACGGAUGGGCGAGCCAGUGCCACCGGAAAGAUACCCGAAGCACACUGUACUCCGAUGUGCUGAGAGCCAUCCGGCAGCGGUUCAAGUCAACGUUACCCUACCUCGACACCGUGUUCAUUAUGCCACCGAUAACCGAUUUCGAGGCGGAAGAAGAACGCCGUCCACUAGCGUUGGCGUUGGCCACAUUCGAUGAACUAUUUUCUCCGAAGUCAAAGUACGAACCGCCCGAUUUCACCAUCAUGCCCGACAUACUCAAACAGGAGCUGCAAAUAGAUGAUCUUAGCUUCGAGACGAUCGGCAAUAUGUUAGUAAAGCUAAACGAACGCAUGGAGGAACUGGAUUUGAGAUGCGUUUUCAUACUCGAUACGGAAACGCUUUUCUGUGAGCAUCAUCAGGAAAAACUUGAAAAGAUGGAAGAAGAUGUACAGGAAACACCGGCGGCCACCGAAUGCGUUGCCGAUUUGAUCACAGCGAAGGAAGACAGCCGAAUGGAGAUGGAAGAGGACGAAACUUGUGAUGAGGCAAAUGAAACGAUGGCUGCUAGCUUUACGAAAACCACCGAUGACGCCAACGGUAACGGUACUUCUGCGGCAGACAGUGCCGAUUCUGGAGUUGACGCUAACGAACAGAAAAAUAAAUCAAGGCGACGAGGAAGUGAGUUGAAAAUUCUGGAACAGUGGGGUUGGCACAAAAACCGACGCUCGACCCGCAAGAAAAGCAUCCAAGAGCUGAACGAUCCGGCCGAUUCAACGGUGGAGUCAUUUUUCAGACUAUCACUCAAACAGCAUUUAUCGGAAGAGAAGCAGUUUAAAGGAUCAGCCUUCACAGUCGACACAAAAGAGGUUGCGCCUCAGGACGAGAGUCCCGAAUGUAAGGAUAGUGAAGUGGCCAUUCCGGAAAGCGUCACAAACCAGGCAGACUAUUGCAGCGAGUGUAAUGUGCAGAACUUUAUAGGCGAAAUGAAGCAAAACGAGAUCGAUGUCUACGCGCUGAUGUAUGGAUUUCUUAUGCACGUUUCGAAGUCCUGGGGCAUCGCAACAAAAGCAGAAUUACGUUCGAUCUACCUCAAGGUGCACCGAUCCUUCGUGCAGUACACCGAUUACGAUGCAUGGAAUUUGCUUUCCGAAGAGCGGUUGGAGCAAAUAUUCCAAAUAUCUGUGUUUUACUUGGAACUCAAACUGGACGCGGGACUAGCGAACCCCAGUGAGGAGCACAAGAAUGGGAUUUUCGAUGAUUUUGACGAUUCCAUUUUUCAUCGAUGCCGUUUCUAUAUGGGAAGUUUGGGCAACGAUAAAAUUAUUGCUAUCUACCGCAUCCGAUUGCUGUGGAUUGGUUACGUUCUGGACUGCAGUGUGAAAAAUUUUGAUGCCGCGCUCGACCAUUUGUACUUGCUCCAAGAAAUUAUAUGUACUGCUGAUGGCGCUCGGGUGGAAUUGAGCUUCCCAAAUCAGCAAGCCAACACUAGCAUUAGUGGUGAAAAAAUCCGUGAGCUAAUUGGUGAAACGGAACGCAAACUGCGCAUCGAACAGGUCAAGCGUCACUACGAAGAUGGGGACUUCGAACAGGUGGUUGAUAUUUUAAAGGAUACCCUUCGCUACUACACUACCGUUGGUAAUCCGAACGAGACUUUUCUAAGCCUCGUCACGCAAUCCCAGAUGCUACUGGAGUCACUUUGGAAUAUCGGGGAGAUGGAGGGGUGCUUCGUAUGGUCAGAAAAAUCCUUUACCUUCUCCGUUCACCAGUUCGUGACGGCGGCAUCUCAGCACGAUAGCCGCAAGACACGACAGUGGGCCAGCAAUGUAAACUUUGCGCUGCUGUACAUCGUAUCGAUCAUCAAACAGGAAGGAUGCUUCAUGUUCGAACUACUUGGAGCGAACCUUUCUAGACUCAUUCAGUCACUGCACCGAUUGCUCACACACCAGCUGGACCCGAGCGUGGAAAGGAAUUACACGGCCCAGCUCUGUCUCAUCGAGUGUUGGCGAGCGUGGAUUAUCCUGUACCACAUCCUCGAAAGGCAAGACGACUUGGAAAGCUUGGUAAAGGUGAACCGCAGCUCCUGCAUCAUGGAUCAGAAUGGAACGUUCGAAGUAGAGCCCGAGCGGCUCUGUAAUUCCGUCAUGAUGUGCUUCGUGGCACACGAGCUGCUUGGAAAGAAAAACUGGUGCUCCAAAGGGGACAGUGGGCUUCUGUUCCACACGCUGGAUGUGGUUGUACCAAAGAUACGGUCACCUCUGCUGGAACCAUUUCGUGAGAUUUUGAACGAGUAUCUAGAGCAAAUGACGUACUGCCUGUACGGAUAUCCCCAGAAACGUCCACGUUUGCGGCACAUCCAGGAUCACUGUGCCGUUCAGGUUGCGCUCACCUGGGAACGGGCCAUUCAGUUGUUUGAUCUCUACAGACCAGAUAAUUUGCCGGAAUUCAACUCGUACAAGCUAGAAUCCAUUUCCGCCGACAUGGAGGCACUGUUGCAGCGCAUUAUUUUGCUCAUUCCGUCCGAAAUCGAUAUCGUGAAGCUGUCCCGUCCGAUAUCGGAAUUUAUCGACGGCAAAGGCAACACUCUGCCGGAUGCGGCCAACGUACUAGAGAGUGAAAUUAAACCCAUUUUCUACCUGUUGGCCGAUUACUACUUCAAGAGUCGCGACUUUACGCGGGCGAUCAAGUACUACGUCAUGGAUCUGGCGCUAGAACCGUCUCGGUUCGACUCGUGGGCAGGAAUAUCGCUGUCGAAAGCGAGCAGAGUGGAAACGAAACUCAAUUCGACCGAAGUGAUAGCGUUGCAAGAAUUUCUGGAUGAAACCGACAACGGGAUGAAGUGUUUUGAUCAAUGUUUGCAACUCAACGAAGACGAUUCACAACUGUGGAUCGAGUAUGGUUCGUUCGCGUACAACAUUCACUCCUUCUGCUCGCGUAGUUUGAAGCUUUUGAGUGACACACUUUCGAUGGAGAGUUUUGCACUUGUGGAAACGCACAAGGAGCGCUGCCUAGAUAUCGCUUUUAGUUGCUUCAAUAAGGUGAGUCUAGAAAAGAUGAGCUUCGCGGGAACGUCGUCGGGAGAGGCACCACCGGAGCAGCAGCAACAGCAGGAGAGUGGCAACAAUCAUGAGGACGAAAUAUGGCUCCAUCAUUACAUGUUGGGUAAGAUAGCCGAGAAGAAAAAGGAACAUCCGGCCGUUUACUUGACGCACUACCUCAAGUCGGCCAAGUAUCUGUACGAGUGCAGUGCCACGUAUCCGAUUAAGAUUAAUCACAGCAGCCCGUCGCCGUUAGCGAUUGAGGCGCUGGAAAUCUUCUACCGUAUUAAUGCGGCCGUCAUCAAGUAUGUUGAGCAGCACUCGCCGAUUAACAAAAAAACUUCGAGAUUGUUUCUACGUACCCUGAAGGAACUGGCCACCAGUCCGUUUGCGGUGAACCGUGCCAAAAUCAAUGAAACUAUGCUGAAACGAAAAAUGACAUCCAACGCAGCAGGGUCAAAUAAUGGAAACAGUAAUCCCGGCGUACCCACAGUUGGUAUGGAAACCUCCGUUGCUUCUCCAAAGGUUGCUAAGAUUACAGAGUCCGAAAUUGUUGGUGUUGUGGAAGCAAUGGACGUCCAGGAACCCAAAAUAAGCUCUGAACAGACAACCGCUAGUGUGGUGGCUAGUCCUAACCUGCUAGACGUGGAACAGUCGCAAUCGGUUAACAGUCCACAGCCCGAGAUACCCAUUGUUGCACCUUCCGAAUCGCCUUCUGGGAUGCACGUGGAUCAGAGUAUUCCAUCGCCGGCUUCGGCAAAUCAGCAACACCGCCCCGUUGAACACAUUCGGGUCGAAGAAAUUAAACAGCUCGUCGAUGCACAACCCGCACUUCGGCGAGGCUCGCAGGAAAGUGCCAUAACUUCAACAACGACAACAACGACCACUACCACAACUAGCACAUCUUCAUCGAGUAGCGACUCUUCGGACAGUGAUUCAGAUUCAUCAUCGGAUUCCGACAGCGACAGCUCUUCGACAGAUGACGAAACUAUUAACCAACAAUUGAUAAAUUCCACCGAAAGGGACACGAUAUUUAAGCUUUGCAUCAAAAACCUGGAGGAAUGCAUCACUCGCUUUCCGGAGCACUACAAAUCUAUGUACCGACUGGUUCACCAUUAUAUGCACGCACCUGGUGCGACCAAGUCAUUCGAAAAAGCCCGCCAGCUGCUACUGGGCAACUAUCGCACGGCACUGGGCAAUCAAAUCCCAGGACUUUUCACGGAGCGUAAAGCUACGAACUUUUUCAACGGUUUGUGGAGAAUUCCAGCGUCCGAUAUCGACCGGCCGGGCAAUUUUGCGUCCCACAUCUCAAAGUGCGUAAUUGUGUUGAUGGAAACGUUGAAGGAAUUUUCGGAGCACGAAAUUCUGCUGGAACUGGCGUUGCAGUUGCACCGUACACCGGAGCCAGAUAAAAAAUAUCUCAACGAUUAUGAGCGCAAGGAGCUGGUCCAGCAGGCGAUUCUUUUCUGCGUUCAGGUCUACCGGAGUAUGCUGAAAAAAUCGGCCGAUGGGCGGAACGAUACCGAUCUGCUGUCGCUGAUGAUCGAAGUGUACAAGGCGUACCGUAAGAUAGUGAAGAACAUACAGCCCAAGGAACCACUCUUCGCGAGCGUGAUGAUCGACGCAUACCGGGCAUUCGUUAGCGAUAAGGUGGCAAAGCUACCGGAAACCACCAAUAUGUUCGAUCUGGCCAUUAAACUGUGCACUUACGAGAUGAACUAUCGCAAAACGCAGGAGAAACAGCAGAAUGCCGUUGGUGUUGCUGGAGGGACCACUGGCGCUGCAGGUACAGGGCCCAUAGGAGCGGCAGCUAACGGUGGCAAGCAGACCAUCACGAGUGGAGAUCUUCCGGCGAUGAUGAUAGUCCCGAUGCAACCAAUAUCGGCGAACUUUAUUCCGGGGCUGACGAAACAAAACCGACGUGUUCCGGUGUCCAAAGUAACCACAUCAACCGCUGGGCUAAAUGAACCGUUUGGGUCGCUUCCUCAACACUACAACUAUCCGAUGCCAACGCAUCAGCUGGCCCAAUCGGGAACGAUGAGCAGCAUGAUAACGGAUCUAUCGUCACGAGUAACCAUUACUCCAAUAAAGCUCGAUACUGCUGGUGGUAAAAGUGCCAUUCCGUCAACGAUGGCCACAUCUACUUCCUUUUCACAGCACCAACAAUCAAACGUAACAAAAAUGCUACCAUCGACUGCUCCAGCAGAUGUGCAACUAUCGAUAACACCAGGCCCAAGCUCGGCAUCCGGUGGCCCUUCGAGUGCGGCAAACGCAAGUUCUACCCUGUUCCAACAAUAUCUUAAAAUCUUCAGCACGAUGCCGAACAUCGCUUCAAUUGGCAACAAUCCGAUGAUGAAGGCGGCACUGACGGAGUACUUGGCUGCCUUUAAACUAUCCCAACCAACGACAUCGGCCCUGUCACCCAACACCGAACGGAACACGGACACUCCGCCUCAACUGCCCGCUUCAACCGUGAUGAUUCCGAAAUCUAGUAUGGGUUCCCAAGAUUACUUUCUUGGCCAGCAGACACCUACUGGGGCUGGUGGUGGUGGCGGUGGAGUUAAAAAGACAUCCGCAAAGUCGUCUAUCCCGACCACUCUCUUGCCCGGUAGCUUUGAACAGCAUCAACUGGCCACAAUCACCCUUUCGACGGUGAGCUCGUCGUCGUCUUCCCAAAAAAGAGACCGCGUAUCAUCACCGUUCGCUGGCUCGUCACAACUUCCGGGCCGCGUGGCUUCGCCAUUGCCUAUGCUGACCAUCACCCCUAGCGAAGGUCCCAUCGUGCCGCGAUCAAAGGAACCCACAGGGAGUCGCAAGUCCAAGAGCAAAAAGGCAUUGGGCCCACAGGCACGCCCUACACCAUAUGCUCGGCCAACUCCUCCACCACCGUCGGGAAUACCACAGCUCGCUGUUCCCGGUUUAUCGAUAGAACCCGUGCUUGGGCCCCUAAUGCAACCGAUGGGCACAGCGGGCGUAGGUAAGCCGCCGUCAACUGCCACAUCCAAUCCGAAUGCAGGCCUAGCGGAGAAAGCCGCGGGCGCCGGCACUAGUAUGAUGGAUCUAGUUGCGUCCUACACAGAGCUGCUGCAAAAGUAUCCGCACAUGGCCCGUUCGUUGCUGCUACAGCACAACAAUCGCAAUGACCUCUCGGCCGCGACCAGUUUGCUUAAAUCGAAGUCAGCCAGAGGACGCGCAAAGUCGGCGAAACAAUCGAACAAAGCUUCCACAAAGACCACGGUGGGGUCCGGUGCCGGCAAUCGAGGCUUUAGUACGGCCGGCCCUACUAAUAUUCCACGUAUCGGGGCCACCAUCACGCCACUACCUUCGGGAUUUUCAGUCGACAGCUACGGAAGGCCCGCAACAAACACGUCCGGCAUGUCGAUCACAGCCACACCAUCCGUGCCGUCCUCGUCGGUGACCAUGCUGCAGCAGUUGGGAAGCAGUUCGAAUCAGCAGCAAGCGAAAACGCUGCAACAAAAGCUGGCCGAGCGCCAGAAGGCGAACAAGGCACGCGAAACGGAAAACGUUUCCAUCGGUACGAGUUCCGGAGGACAACCAGCGAAAGCAACCACCGAUCCGAUGGAUGUCAUUGUGCUUGAGUGAGCCACGCGGUACCUCUCGUCGCAAAUCGAUAAUCAUGAAUUUAGAAAAUAGUGCUCAAAAUAGUGACACAAACCGAUCGUCAUUACU
Anopheles cruzii is the source of this 7209-nucleotide messenger RNA. RefSeq names its product calcineurin-binding protein cabin-1-like. Gene Ontology annotation, biological process: chromatin organization. The record is from RefSeq and is a predicted model, not a curated record. Bases 1 to 7122 code for a protein of 2373 amino acids. Lineage: Eukaryota; Metazoa; Arthropoda; Insecta; Diptera; Culicidae. The transcript is spliced from 25 exons. Gene Ontology annotation, cellular component: nucleus. Gene Ontology annotation, molecular function: protein binding; nucleosome binding.